Molecule: messenger RNA, 5223 nt
Organism: Artibeus jamaicensis (Jamaican fruit-eating bat)
Lineage: Eukaryota; Metazoa; Chordata; Mammalia; Chiroptera; Phyllostomidae
Gene: CFAP97
Product: cilia and flagella associated protein 97
Exons: 5
Coding region: 237-1817 (526 amino acids)
Biological process (GO): spermatogenesis
Source: RefSeq, a predicted model, not a curated record
CAGCCCCUCGGGCAGUGGGCGUAACCGCAACAGAGGCGUGGGAGACGCGGCUCCCUGGCACCGCCCGUACCCCGUGUCCCGGUGGGCACGGCCUGUCCUCAAGGCGCCUUCGGGGUGGCGUGAGGGUCGGAGGCAGCUCAGAAUUAGGAAGCGGCAGCGACCUGGAGCCGGGCGCAGGUCACCACCGCCCACCCCCGCGAACUUGAACCUGAACCCUGAGAUAUAUUUUUGCCAUCAUGGAUCAGUUUGGAGAUAUAUCAGAAGGUGAAGUGGACCAUUCUUUCUUCGACAGUGAUUUUGAGGAUGCAAAGAAAAGUGAAAGUAACUCAGUGUUUGACAAGCAAAAUGAUAAUCCUAAAGAGAGAAUAGACAAAGAUACACAAAAUGUAAACUCAAAACUUAGAAUGCAAAGAAACGAAAAUUAUUUUACUGAGAAAGAAAAUGAAAGACAAGUGAUAAUUCCUCCAAAAGAACACGUAAUAGGAAAUGAUAGUACACACACCAGAAAUUCUUUUUCACUGACCACUUCUUCAAGAUCAAAGAAAUUGAGUGAUGCUACAACAGGACGUAAAAUACACUUGACCAUUCCAAGUAGAAUUCCCAAAACUGUAAAAGAAGGUGAAGAUGAUUACUACACAGACGGAGAGGAAAGUAGCGAUGAUGGGAGAAGACAUCACGUCCGGUCCAAGUCAGCCAAACCGUGUAGUCAGGCCAAGAAAGGCCCAGGUAGAAAGUAUUCCAAAAGGAGUUCCUCUUCCUCUUUGUCCUCCUCAACGUCACGGUCAGGCACGGAGUCUUCAGAUGCAGACUCUGAUAAUUGUGCAUCUGAUUCUCCUCCAGGAUUAAAGAAACAUCUCUCGCGUGUAACUCACUCGUCACCGAAGCAGAAAUCUCACUCAGCAGCGCAGUCAGCAGGACCACAGCCUUCAGGGACUAAACCAAAAGUCGGCGACUGUGCCGAGGAAUCAGAAGACACUGUGACAGAUGUCACUCCUUUAUCAACCCCUGACAUCAGCCCUGUUCAGUCUUUUGAACUGGGCACAUCAAACGAUCAGAAAGUAAAAAUUAAACGGCAAGAAAAUGUGAGUCAGGAAGUGUAUGGGAGUAUUGGGGAUUUAAAAAAUAAUUUGAAAUCGGCCAAAAAAGGAAAAGAAAAACACGGGGCCAACCUCACCCCCAAGUCCCCAGAGUUAGACUCCAGCUCAGGCCGCAGGCACAAACAGAAAGCCUUAAAUGACACAAUGGACCUGAAUCAUCUCUUGAAAGCUUUCCUGGAAUUGGAUAAAAAGGGUCCGCAGAAACGUCACUUCGACCAGCAGCCUUCAGUAGCACCUGGGAGAAACUACUCGUUCACGAGAGAGGAGGUGAGGCAGAUUGAUCGGGAAAACCAGAGGCUUUUGAAAGAACUGUCGAGACAGGCUGAAAAGCCAGGAAGCAAAAAUAUGACUCCCAGAAGAUCGACUAGUCAUCCCCCUAAGUUAUAUCACAGUGCCAUCAACCGACAGAGGGAACAACAGAGGAUUGAAAGAGAAAAUUUGGCUUUACUGAAGAGGCUGGAAGCUGUGAAACCGACGGUGGGCAUGGAGCGCUCGGAGCAGCUGCUGGACUACCACCGCAACAUGGGCUACCUCAGCGCGGCGCCGUCCUUGAGGCGGGUCCGGGCCACGCCGGGCCAGUAUAGCCCCCUGAGAGGAGCCUCCAGAACAUCCAGCGCCACCAGCGGCCUCAGCUGUAAGAGCGAGGGCGCCGCUCUGGACACGUCCCGCGGCCUGUUGCUGAGACCUAAGCCCCCUAAUGUUCGUGCAGCUUGGUUAUAAAAACUUUUUACUUUACACGUUGUUCAUCUAAUUCUUCCUGAAUUGCCCUUGUGUAUUGUGCAGUUCUCUGUGUAAGCAUCUGUAAUAACUGUUUUAGGAAUUUUAAGUUGUACAACAGCGGGUUGUAAUUUACUGUAACUCAAUACAAAAUUGUUUUCCAGAAACAAUUGAGUGUAAAACCAGCGUCUCCUACGAGAAUGUAUCCGGAGGAGACGUGCGUGUGUUUAGUGCAGAGUGUGCGCCAUGUCCCUGGCAGAGGCGCUGUGACGACGGUGUCUCGCGCAUUGGACCCUGGGGUUCGCUGCAUGCGUCUUGUUUUAUUUUAUUUUCAUUUCUUAGGAGCUCCAAGCCAUAAGCAUAACUCCUAAAUUUGGCUUUUCUUUUUUUUCUGUUUGCUUCAGGAUUUAGGUGCUAUGACUCAGCUUGACUGUAACACUUUCUUAUUAAUGAAGCCAAUGUUGCAAUUUGUUUUCAUUGGCGGAGCUAAUUUACUGGGGCAACCAAUCCUCAACGAUUCUCCGGAGACAGCUACUGCCUCUGCGUGACUGUGCUGAGUUGGGUCUUAAAGUUUGAUCAGCUGUUCCGAACCAUUUCAGACUGAGUAUUUUAGGAAGUUCCAUUCAGAAGCUUCUCUUUCGUGGUUUUGUACAUGCAGAUGGAGUACUAUUAAUGGUUCUGAGAAGCAAGGUAGGCCUUCGUGCUACAGUCUGUGUUGUGAAUAGUUUGUACAAGGAAACAGAUCAUCAUAAGCAAAAACAAAUAUGUUUUGAAUCAGCAAAACAGCACCACCAGUUUGAAGAGCCGAGAAGUCCACCCUAUGUUGUAUCAGAAGUACUUUAAUACUGUUAGCAAGUUGUAUUAUAUUUAGUGUUCAUUGUAUUGUAUUAAGUGUUUAUCGAAGUUAAGAAAGAAACGUAUUGUCUCACAGCUUUAGAAAUUUCAGCAAGUGUUUUUAAGAGCUGGAAACGAAAACUACCACAUAAACGGUAAAGGGGGAAAAUCACAUAUUGUCGGGGCCACUUUAAAUGUCUGCACAUUUUCUUGUUUCUUGGUUGGGGCCCACAGGCUGAGUCCUGGGAUGCUGUUUUCGCUACACCCAUUUUAAAGUCUUCAGAAUCUUACUGGAGUAGGAAGGUAUAAUGUAGUUGACUUUUGAAAUUAGAUUUUUUUUACUGGUUUUCACACUGGCCGUUUUACUGUGUCCUUAGAGUGUAUCAGAAAGUUUCCAUGUUCAAUGCCAAACCUUUCUUUUUUAAUACAAAUUUUUUCUCUGUAGCUGCAGUAAGAUUUGCAUUUUCUGGGUUUAAUCGGGCUCCGUAGCACGUAUGCAUGCAGAAGGCCAAACUGCAUCUUACUGACAUCAUUUCAGAAUUUCUCGGACUGAGUCUGUGUUGGUCCGCAGACUGUGUUCAGGGCGGGCGUGUGGAGUGUGGGAAUAGUGGGACGGGCGGACCCCCGUGAACACAGCCCGCCGGGGGGCACGCUGCUUCCUCUUCCACCCCAAAGUUGGCUCCUUGUUAUGUGAUGCUCUGUUCUGGCGAACAGGUUUUUUCAUAUGUUAGUGUCCGCUUUAUGUGUAAGCUUUAGUUACACUGAUGCAAGAUUUUAUUUUAACUUAUUGUACUUUUAAUGUUUGUAUAACCUGUCGUUACGGGGAAAUAAGAUAAUGCUGAACUUAAAACUCAGCAUUUGAACAUCUGUCUAGUAGUGAUUAGCCAAUAUUUUAAAAUUUAUUUUAAGUUAUUAGGGAAAAUAUAUGUCAAAAUUUUUAAUGUUUAUUAAUGGCAUUUAGAACAAUGUUCUCUCAACAUUGCAUAUGACCCUUGCUGAGUGUCAGGGACCACACAUAAUUUCAUGGGUAAAGCUGUACUUUGACUUUAGACACAAAUGUAAUGCCUUUCGUUUUUACUGCUUUUGAUGGGAGGAGCAUGUAAGUAUUACUAACGGGAAUUCAGCUUGAAGAAAAAGUUGGGAAGAGUACUAUUCAUUUCCUCAAAGCAGAAUUUACACUUCCAUUGCCAGGGUUACUUAUGUAAGUAUAGGUAGAAGGUUAGUAAUUGCCUAGUGCGAUGUUCUCUCCCAUGAGUCCAGGGACUUUGAAGUUGUGGUUUAAGGGGCACUUUUAGGAAGGACUCACAGUUAUACUGUCCUCACUGUCAAAAACAUGAAAAGCGAAGGAUCAUCUGGCAUGACUUUGUAUUUGGUUUACUUGUACCUCACUGUAUAUACUUGGGAGAUUUACUUCUGCAGGUAGAAAUGACACUAAUUCCAAAGUCUAAAUUAUUAGGCAAGAUUCUUAUUGAGAAUGAUUUUCCUGUGUGUCAUGUGUUAGUGUUGCCUCCUUUUUGAUAAGAUUUGUGAAAGAUUUUCAACUAUUAAAAAUGUUUGCUAAGGGAUAGCUAUCAUCUCGAGCUUUUGUCACUCUCCAUAAAAAGCUACCUUCUUAACUACUACUCCAAGUAAAAUUUUUCUGGUUUGCUUAUAAUUAUAGUGUAACUCAGUUCUUUUUCAACCUGUUAACCCAAAUGUCCAAACUGUGUACCUAGACAACUUUAAAAGGAGGUCGUUGUCAUGGAUUUGACCGUGUGCUUCUCUUCUCCAGACUCAAACACUACACACCAUGGAAAGUAUUAUGACCCACAUUAUGUUGGAGACACAAGUUUAAUUUACUGUAUUUUGAUAAUUAAAUUCACAAAUGUUUGACAUCGUAAAUGCCAAAGUCUUUACCUAUAAAUGACUGUGUAACAUCCUAGAAAAUGUGCUUAAUGCUAAUGACCACUCUUACCUCCAUGAAUGAAGGUCAUCAAGAAACUGAAAAAUCACUAUGCUUUUAAAAUUUUUCAGUCCGCUGUAAUGUGUUUUAGUCAUCAAGAACUAGCUUGGCAUAAUAAAAACAGAAAUAAAAGAAAGAUAACUGAGUUUUGAGACUACGUUUCUCUCUCAAAUACAUGGUCUUGUUCCCACUGAAAAUUUAUGGUAAUAGUCUUUACGUGCCACGCAAGACUAAGAAUUGGUGAAGAUGAAGAGGGAAGGAGGGUGCCAGCUAUUUGUAGAGUUUUUAAAGAGUUUGCUUAAAAUCCUGUUCCAAAACAAGUUAUCUGAUUUCUGUAAAAUUGUUGCAGUGCUACAGUGGACACUGUGUUACAUAUUAAAGGAGUGUCUUCUAAAAGUAUCUGUUACCUGCAUCAACAUUUCGCAUGUGUUGUGAGUGAUAAGUACUCAUUUUAAAACUUGCUGUUCAGGCAUCAAUUUAGGAACUAACACUUCAUUUUACAGUAACUUAAUGAGGGCUUUUUUCCUAUGAACCUAAUUUCGUAUUGCUGUUAUAAGAUAGUAAGAGAAUUUGGAUAUUUGCCAAAGGAUGAUUAAAAACUCCGGUUCUGAAUACACAGCAUGUGCCUCACAG